UGACUCAAAUGAUAAAACCGUGGAGAAGAAGUCGAACCGAAAGAAAACAGGACAGCUCGAAGAGUGCGGUGGCAGUGGUAUUAAAAAAAAAAAGUAAAAAAAGAGGUAUACAUUUUGCGUACAGUGUAUGUUACAGUUGAGUGAAUUGGCUGUUCUCUUUAUUUAGUCGUGUCUUAUCUCAUUGGCGUCUCAUUAACUGACUACGUAGUUUCGUUAGUAGAAGAAGCCGGCGGGAAAUACUCGCCCAGCCGACCCAAGCCCCUCAAGAAGAAAAUCAUCCCGCUGCUGAAUCUAGUUGAUGAUCCCUGAUGUAAGCCCUGUGCAAGUGGAUGUUGCAGUGCGGUCUGGUCAGGGGAUCCAGUGUGUGAUGGACCUGCGCCUGCUGUCUCGUAUCGAUGAGGAGCUGGACUCCUCUGAGGUGGCUGCCCUGUGCUUCCUGUGCAGAGAUGUGCUCAAUAGGAAACGCCUGGAGACGGUGGAGGAUGGGCGUGGCCUGUUCCUGAGGCUGCAGGAGAAAAGCCUGCUGGAGGACCACUACUUCCUGUCCCAACUCCUCUCUGUCAUUGGUCGACUGGACCUUCACCGCCUCCUGGAGACCGACAGCAGACAGCCGGAGCAAACGGCCCACACCCAGACAGACGCAUGCCCUGCCCUCUCACAGUACAGGAGGAUGUUGUAUAAGGUCUCAGAAGAUGUAACUAAGGAGAAUCUCACUAAGAUUAAGUUUUUGCUGAGUGACAAACUGCCCAGAGGACGACUGGAUCCCUGCACUACUGCUCUGGAGGUGCUGUGUGAGAUGGAGAGGCAGGACCUGCUGACAGAGGACAGACUGGAUGAGCUACAGAGGAUACUGGAGGAGUGUGACACACAGCUGGCCCACACAGUACAGCAGCAUAGAGAAGCAAGGGGCAGUGUGUCACGGCAGGAGUACUCUGUUCAGCCAAUCAGCAACCAGGAACAGCAACUCAGCUCCCCUCAGUCACUACAGAGCCUGUCUAUAUCAGAGACACGGCCCAACUGUGAGCGUGGGCAACGCAUAAGGUUGUACUCUGAUGCAAUGACGGAAACUCAGCCUGGGUCUGGGCCUGACCAGGUGACCACUUCACCGACGCAAUCCUGUAAGACCUCUGAGAUGGAGCACUAUUCCAUGACCUGUAAUCCUCGGGGGACGUGCUUAAUCAUCAAUAACUACCACUUCAUGGGAUUUUCAGGUCUGACAGACAGACCAGGAACUGAGCAGGACGAGAAGGCUCUGCAUAAUGUGUUCUCCAGGUUGGGGUUUAAAGUGGAAGUGUGUAGUGACCUGACAGAGAAGACCAUGUUGGGUGCGGUAGAGGAGCUUGGAGGGCGGAGUCACAUACAGGCAGACGCUCUGGUGGUGUGUGUGCUGUCCCAUGGGGAGAAGGGUUGUGUGCUUGGGACAGAUGGGGGGGAGGUGCCCAUUCGCUCCCUCACACAACCCUUCACCAGCAAGCAGUGCCCUUCUCUGAUGGGCAAACCCAAACUGUUCUUCAUCCAGGCCUGCCAGGGGAAGGGCUUCCAGCGAGGGGCCCUAUUCAUCCCCUCCAUAAGGCAGAGAGAGGGGCGGUAUGAGGCAGACGCCGGCGCCAUCGAGUCCAUUCCCUGGGAUGCAGACUUCCUGAUCGGUAUGGCAACAGUAGAGGAGUGCAAGUCAUUCCGAAACACUAAGGAAGGUUCCAUCUACAUCCAGGAGCUCUGCAAACAGCUGGAGUGGGGAGCGGACAGAGGGGAGGAUAUUCUGUCGGUGCUGACGCGUGUGAAUCGUGAGGUCAGCAGAGGAGUGUAUAGAGACUCCAAACAGAUGCCCGAGCCCAAGUACACCCUCACCAAGAAACUCUUCCUCCCCUACUUCUGAAACACCUCUGGUUGGCUGACUUAAAGCGUCAAAUCUUGUCCCUCCUUCUGGAUCGAGACACUUCAGAAUGGCUGUCAUGUCUAAACAGUAAGCUGUCACUCUCAGGAACCCUACCACAGCAGCCUCUACCGUGGCCCAUCUCCCAUAAGACAGUGUGUUGAACAUUGGUUGGCAUGUCUGAUUUCCUGAAAGAUGUUUCAAACUCAUGAGAUUUUAAUACAUUUUUCCAUUAAAUGCUGGAAAUUGUGUAACGUUUUCUUUAUCUGUAAUAAAUGUGUUCUGGAGAUGA
Messenger RNA from Oncorhynchus mykiss (rainbow trout), 2165 nucleotides. Lineage: Eukaryota; Metazoa; Chordata; Actinopteri; Salmoniformes; Salmonidae. The record is from RefSeq and is a predicted model, not a curated record.